AGACCGAAAGGAGGAUCCGAAACCCAUCGUUCUUGAAACCCCUCCACGGCUCGCUCCCCUCUUUUUUGUAGCCUUCGAAAGACCAAAUCCACGGAGAACUCAUAUUAAGCGCGAGAAGGAAGAAGCCGCAGCGAACAGAGAAGAAGAGGGAGGAGGGAGCGAUGUUCUUCCACAUAACGCUGGAGCGGAACAUGCAGCUCCACCCCCGCCACUUCGGCCCCCACCUCCGCGAGAAGCUCGUCGCCAAGCUCAUGAAGGACGUCGAGGGCACCUGCAGCGGCCGGCAUGGCUUCGUGGUGGCGAUCACCAACGUGGAGGACAUCGGGAAAGGCCUCAUCCGGGAGGGCACCGGCUUCGUCACCUUCCCUGUCAAGUACCAGUGCGUCGCCUUCCGCCCCUUCAAGGGAGAGAUCCUCGAAGCCGUCGUCACCAUGGUCAAUAAGAUGGGAUUCUUCGCGGAGGCUGGGCCGGUGCAGAUCUUCGUUUCGAAUCAUUUGAUCCCGGAUGAUAUGGAGUUCCAGUCUGGGGACAUGCCAAACUACACGACAUCUGAUGGAUCGGUCAAAAUUCAAAAAGACAGUGAGGUGCGGCUGAAGAUUAUUGGGACACGGGUUGAUGCAACAGAAAUUUUCUGCAUCGGUACCAUAAAGGAUGAUUUCUUGGGUGUGAUCAAUGAUCCAGGUGCAGCUUCUUAGUAACAUCAUUGAGAGAAACACGGUGCCAAGAAGAUGGUGGGUGCAUGAAAACUUUUGCCUUCAAGUGCAGUGAAAAUUUGAAAUUCCUGGCACUACUAAGAUAUUUGUGGUGGUGCAUUUAUAUUAAAAUCGAUCUGUCCUGUGGCAUUUAGCCAAAUCGAGCCAGUUUGCCCUUAGUUUGCUUAUGGUCCUGAAAAAUGAAAAAAAUAGAAAAAUGAUUAGUUAUUUGUUACUGAAUACAAUCCUUGUUUUCAUUGGCCUGCUCUCAC
Messenger RNA from Phoenix dactylifera (date palm), 964 nucleotides. It is a transcript of the gene NRPB7, whose product is annotated as DNA-directed RNA polymerase II. Gene Ontology annotation, cellular component: RNA polymerase II, core complex; P-body. Gene Ontology annotation, biological process: transcription initiation at RNA polymerase II promoter; positive regulation of translational initiation; nuclear-transcribed mRNA catabolic process. Gene Ontology annotation, molecular function: translation initiation factor binding; single-stranded DNA binding; single-stranded RNA binding. Lineage: Eukaryota; Viridiplantae; Streptophyta; Magnoliopsida; Arecales; Arecaceae. The record is from RefSeq and is a predicted model, not a curated record.